This is a messenger RNA of Nicotiana tabacum (common tobacco), 450 nucleotides long. Lineage: Eukaryota; Viridiplantae; Streptophyta; Magnoliopsida; Solanales; Solanaceae. The record is from RefSeq and is a predicted model, not a curated record.
AUGAUAGGGAGGUUUCAAGAAUUGCACAGUUUUUGCAAAAUGAAGCCAUUUUGGAAGUAUAUCCAGCACAUAGGUGUAGAAGAAUCUGGUUCAGCUUUUAAUAAAGGGGAUGGGACCAUUGAAGCAAGUGCUAGUCAAAACAUUGAGGUUGGUGAGGAGGCUUUAAAUGGUGCAACAGCUACUUCACCUACACCUACUGAUUCAGCAGCUGAUCCAGCAGCUUCUCCACCAAAUCCAGAUCCAGAUUCAUCCUCAACUGAGGAGGAAUCUGAUAAGUCAAGUGAAGAUAGUUCAAGUGAUGAAGACAGUGAUUUUUUUGGUGAUGACAUAGAUGAUUAUGGUAGUGAUAUACAUGAAGAGUUCUUAGAGUUUAGGGCUGAGAGAAAAUCUUUCCAGAGAAGAAAAAGAAAAGAAAGAGCUCCUGCUGAUCCUGAAAAUGUUCCAUGUGGU